CAUGUGAUCAAAAAGUGGUGGAGACGCCACAUAAUAGCCAGCGAUAUCUCUGUAAAUCCAAUCUGAUUCUGAGUUGACUUUCAUUUGAUUCGUUGUGUUUAUUUUGGUGGUACUACUACUACUAGCCUACACAUUGCUUACAGGAGGUGAUAUUGUCGUCGUCUGUGUGUGGUUCUAAGAACAGUGGACGCAGGACCAAACUUCCCAAAAAUCAUGAAAGUGAAAGUUUUCGUUUUCGCAAUAUUAUUUGCAGCAGCUGCUGCUGUGAAAUUUGAUUCCUCCAGGUGUGCACAUGGUCCUGAGUACUGGUGCCAACACCGAAACACAGCAGAAGAAUGCGGUGCUGUACGAUAUUGUCAGGAUAAUGUUUGGCCUAAACCUGGUGUAACUGCUGAUAUGUGUACUGACUGCAAGAACUUUUUCGGUGAUGUUCAGAAUCUCUUACAAAAUACAACCGUACAGCAAAUGAUAGUCAGUGAUAUUAAAAUGAUUUGUGCUGACCUGGGGCCAUAUGCAGACCAGUGCAACACUCUUGUAGACCAAUACGGAACUCUAGUGUUGGGUCUUCUUGCCUCUCAGUUGGACCCAACUAGCGUUUGCGGCACGGUCGGAUUCUGUAGUUCCAAGUACUUCAAAUCUAGCAGUAACAUGUGUAGCGAUUGUGAUGCAUUCUUCGGUGAUGUACAGGGCCUCCUUAAAAAUACCACUGUUCAGGAAGAGAUAGAGAACAUGCUUGUGUCAGUCUGCCAACAACUAGGCAUUGAACUUUCUGAAUGCAGUUUAAUAACGGUAGUGGGACCUGAGGUCUUCGAUUUCCUGGCAUCUGAACUGGAUCCCAAGACUGUCUGCACCGCCAUCAAGUUCUGCCAGAGUUCCCUUUUGCAGCGUUACAACAGCGUGAAAAUGAAUGCAAAUGAUCAGUGUGCAGAUUGCAAAGCCUUCUUUGGGGAUGUUGAAGCAAUCCUGAAAAACCAGACAUUACAAAAUGAGAUUGUACAAGAUGUGCUAGCAGUUUGCAACUACCUCGGUCAGUACCAAGAGGAAUGCAAGAUAGCCAUUCAGGGUUUCCUACCGAGUGUCCUAACACAGCUGGCUGGCUACAUGGAUCCCAAUACAGCGUGCCCAGCCAUUGGCUUCUGCCCAAGCAGUAAACAAGUUGAAGAGCUGAAGACUAAUGAAGUGGCUCUGGUUGAUGCUGACAUGUGCACUGAUUGUAAGAAUUUCUUUACUGAUGUUAAGACCGUGCUUAUGAAUUCUACUAAUCAGGACAUCAUUAUAAAGGCAUUGAAGAGUGUAUGCGCAGAUCUAGGAUCAUUUGCCGACCAAUGCUCCUCUUACGUUGACCAAUAUGGCAGUCUUGUCAUCAAUUUAGUUGUUUCAGCACUGGAUGCAGACACCAUAUGCAAUGAUAUUGGCUUUUGUUCUGCUUCUGGGAAACUGAAAUUGACUGGAGAUAUGUGUGCUGAUUGUGAGGCUUUCUUCGGUGAUGUUCAGACACUUUUAGAAAACACAACUGUUCAGGCUAUGAUAACGAAUGAAUUAAAGAGUCUUUGCAGUCUUCUUGGAAGUGAAGCCGAUGAUUGUAAAAAUUUGAUUGACAGUUAUGCAUCGCUUGUGUUUGGUUUAAUUGCUUCUGAGCUUGACCCAAAGACAGCUUGUACCGCCAUACAGUUUUGCAGUGGAGGCAUAACAAAUACAAUCAGAGUGCCUGGAAGUGACAUGUGCUCAGAUUGCAAAGCAGCACUCACUGAAAUUGAUUCCUACCUCAACGAUCCAACUAUGCAGAAAGAAUUACUAACAGCUCUAGAGAUGUUUUGUACUUCCUUGGGCGAUUUCGAAGACGAAUGCAAAAUGUUGGUGCAGUCUAUGGGCCCAGAAGUUAUUGCUAAGUUAGCAGAAUUGCUGGAACCCGAUACCUUCUGUUCAGCAUUUGGUUUCUGCUCGUCUCAAAGGAAAAUGGUAAAUAUGAUGACACUGACUUUGGCAAAACCAAUUUCGAAAUUCAAGGAUAAUUUUGUUGCCAAGGCAAAUGUUGUCCCUGCAAUAGAAAUGAGUCAAGCACAGCCAGCACCCCGGAAAUUGGAAGAGUCCACGAUUUGCACAGUGUGUGAAUUAGUUGUCAACGAGCUUGACCGAUUCCUUUCGGAUAAUGCUACCGAGGAUGAAAUUAUAUCAGCAGUUGAAAAGGUAUGCGAUCAACUGCCAUCAGCCUUCAAGACUGAAUGCAAUGCACUUGUGAGCCAGUAUGGGGCCGCUCUCAUUGAGCUGUUGGUACAGAAGAUCAAACCCGACGAAAUCUGUAUGAAGCUCAAUCUUUGCACUGGCAAAGAAAAUAAGUUGUCUGCCUCCACUGAGUGUACUCUUUGUGAGUUUGUAAUGACGGAAAUAAAAUCGCUUAUCUCUGACAACUCAACAGACCAAGAAAUUCUGAAUGCCCUGGAAAAGGUUUGUUCACUUCUGCCCGCCACCAUACAAGAUGACUGCAAUGACUUUGUUGACAAGUACGCCCCAGAUAUAUUAUCACUUUUGAAGUACCUUCAACCUGACCAGGUGUGUACUGCACUAGGCCUGUGCACAGGAAAAGCUGUACCUGUAGUGGAGAAGAAGGUUGACGAAUCUAUUGAGUGUGUCCUCUGCGAAUUUGUGAUGAAAGAACUUGAAUCACUGCUGACGAAAAAUUCCACUGAGCAAGAGAUCUUGGAUGCCCUGGAUAAAGUGUGCUCUCUACUUCCAACCAGCAUUCAAGAUGAUUGCAAUAACUUCAUCGCGACCUAUGGACCUUUGAUCUUUGAGCUCUUGAAGUCAAUGCCCCCAGACGCCAUUUGCGCUGCCCUUCAAUUGUGUGGAGCAAACGAUCAAAUGAAGUUGUCAACAUCUGGUGGAUGUUUAAUCUGCGAAUUUAUCUUGAAAGAACUUGAUAACUACCUGAAGAAGAAUUCCACAGAGGAAGAGAUCAUCAAAGCACUUGAACAAGUAUGCAACAUGCUUCCAAGUACAAUCUCUGCCGAUUGCGUCGUUUUUGUUCACAAGUAUGGUGAUGCAAUCAUUGAGCUGCUUUUAUUGGAGCUGGACCCAUCCGCUAUCUGUACAGCCUUAACACUUUGUACAGAUACCAUCAAACAUAUUACAGUAAGCAGCGAGGAGACCUGUGACUUAUGUAAAGUGGUUGUGAUGUAUGCUGACAAGGAAUUAGAAGACAAAGCCACCAUCCAGCAAGUGAUCAACGUAUUGAGCAAAGUGUGUGGUGCCUUUAAUGGUGAUUACAAAACCAAGUGCGAGAGCCUUGUACUAAAGUAUGGUGCGGUUAUUCCUGAGGUGUUGGCCCAGUUAGUUAAUCCUACUAAAGUCUGUCAGAAAUUGAAGCUUUGUCAAUCUAGCAAUAAGAUGCUGGGAGAGAAUGAAUGUACUUUCGGUCCUGCCUACUGGUGCGACAGCAUGGAGAAUGCACAGAAAUGCAAUGCUGUUGUCCACUGUAAGAACCACGUGUGGAACUAAGUGAAGAAGCAGAAUACAAGAGUGAUCUGAGCAAAGCGAUACUCAUUACAGUUUUCACUAAAAAAUAUUUUACCUAAAUGUCUGCCUUAAACCAGGCACACUUGAAUUUUGCAGAUUAUUUUUCAUACGAUCAUGCAAUUGCCUUUCUUAGUAUUUUUUUUUUCAUUUAGUAUUGGACAAUUGUUUAGGGUGCACCUGUUAUCAGAUGGCCUUAGGCUUACAAUUAUUCCAAAUGGGUAAAUUUUUGCAACUAACAUCUUUAGAUACAAAUUUAUACUUAAAAUGUCACUGAAAUAGAUAGAACAUUAGAAAAUAACAAUAGAAUAAAAUAAAUUAAGUAUGCUACAUGCAAUGCAAUUUUUAAGUAUUAGAAUAUAAUUGAUUUGUCUUUACAUGAAACAUGUUUUAGGACGAAAAUAUUUGUAAUGUUUUGUUAACAGCGCCCUCUAUUUGAAUCAUGCAAUCCUGGCGGUAUGGAUUCGUUUAACUGAAAGAUUAUAUGUAUAAAUUUGUUUAUUGUUCCAUGGUUGUAUGUAAAUUGUUUUACCUACUCAUUUGCACAUCAUGAAGGAUAGUUUGACAAGUCAUAAAGUGGAUAAAUGAGAAGGUUCAAAACCAAAAUUAACAAUAAUCCAGGAAUAAUUAGAAGAUUGUACUGUAAAAUAAGACCCCAUGAAAAUAAAAUUAAUGUGUCAAUUAUCAA
This is a messenger RNA of Anneissia japonica, 4198 nucleotides long. RefSeq lists its product as uncharacterized. Lineage: Eukaryota; Metazoa; Echinodermata; Crinoidea; Comatulida; Comatulidae. Gene Ontology annotation, biological process: sphingolipid metabolic process. The record is from RefSeq and is a predicted model, not a curated record. The transcript is spliced from 32 exons. Bases 214 to 3495 code for a protein of 1093 amino acids. Gene Ontology annotation, cellular component: lysosome.